AUGUUCAGUCCACAAAGGAUUGAUUCAGUAAGUACAGCUUUCUUAUGCCAUCAUAAAGUGUACGAGAUUUCUACUUACCUCGUAAUAUCAUGUAUAGAGACUGCUAAAUCUAUACUGACAGUUGUCCUCGACGCACAAAAGCCCCUCGUCUGCGCAGGCCAUAGAGGAAUUAGCGCAAGAAUAUUAGGUGGGCACAACAUCAGCAUCAUAGAAGCACCGUACCACGUAAACUACGGGGAUAUUUGUGGUGCGGUGUUGAUACACCAGCAGUGGGCAUUGACCGCCGCUCAUUGUGGCACCGAUUCAUCUUACAUAAGAGUAGGCAACAAACACCGUUUGAAUGGAGCAAGAAUUAAAAUACUCACACAUCUUGUUAACCCGGGCUACGCCAAGCACCAUGUCUUUGAUUAUGAUGUCCAACUUUUGAGGUUUCGGAAACUCCAUUUCAGUGCAAAGGUUUCUGCCAUCGAAAUCAGUGGGGAUGAACACGCGGAUAGUAUAAUUGUGGCGGGAUGGGGUUAUGACAUGGAAAAAGGAGAUUACAAAGAAUUCCUGCAAGAAAUCAAGUUGAAUAUUGUACCAUUGGAGGAGUGCCAAAGAGUUGACAAAUUUUGGUACAACUAUACACUGACGACGAGAAUGUUCUGUGCUGGUGGACCUGGAAAGGAUGCUUGUCAGGGUGAUAGUGGCGGUGGAGCCGUGUCUGAAGGCAGGUUGCUUGGCAUCUCCUCAUUUGGUUUUGGCUGCGGUCGAAAUAUACCAGGAGUGUAUAUCAAUAUAACUGAGAAUAGUAUACGAAGUUCCAGGUCUCCACGGGAGCUACACGGGCAUGCCCCAGUAGCCCUCCGCAGCGGAUGGGGGGCGGUGCAAUGGGCACUAGGCCGCGUAUUCAGCCCCCACGCGUGGGCCUUCCUGCGCGCGUCUGCGGGGUCCCCGCAAUACCCCGCGAGACCCCUGCCAUGUAGCCCCGGCUAG
Molecule: messenger RNA, 975 nt
Organism: Chilo suppressalis (striped riceborer)
Lineage: Eukaryota; Metazoa; Arthropoda; Insecta; Lepidoptera; Crambidae
Source: the annotation of a GenBank genome assembly